CCCAGGAAUACCUGGACCACGUGGUUCCGAGCGGCAGUUUGAAGGGGGCAGUUGGUGGGUGCUGGAGCACCCCCCAACAGGGCACCAGCGGAGGGACACAGCCUCACAGACGCUCACAAGCAGGACUGAUGAGAGGGUCCAAAGGCAAGAUGGCAGACCCGACUCUAAGUGCAAGCUCUCCGCCCCUCAGUGUUAUGCCUGCCAAGAACCGUGGGGUGUGGCAGGGUCUUCAGAGGAAGGGCAGAGCCGGCAGAAGCAAAGAUCCAGGAGACACAGAGGGAGCAGCCAGCCAGCGAGCUCUGUCCCCAUUAGACGCAGCAGAAUCUUCAAACCUCAGAGCGAGGAAGCAGUGGAACCUAGACACUUUAGGCUCCCAUCCUCCAGAGACCUCCCAGCAGCUCCGGAGCCUUGGCACCCACAGCAGGUGGAAGGUGGAGCUGGACAAGCUCCACAGGGAAGCUGCAGGAGACCGGGGGCAGGUCUAUUCCCAAGAUGCCUCUGCUGAUCUGAGUGAGAAACCAGGGACCUCAGCUGCAAUGCGAACCUUUCAAGACUGGAAGAAAGACAACCUCACCCGGAUUAAAGAGAGGGCAAAGUCCCUCCGCCUGAAACAGCUGGAUGUGGCCAAAGCAGUCGAUCUUCUCCAUGCCUUCUUCCACCAGUUCUUUAGCUACCUGAAUGAAUGUCCCGAGAGACCCUACUUCAGGGAUGUGAGAGAACUGACGUCGGGGAGCAGCUACAAGCUCUUGCACCCGAAUGAGUUUGACGUGCUGCUGAGCCUGCCGAUUCCAGAUUAUAUUCAGUACGCUGAGGUGGAGGGGUACGAUGGGCUCUUCUACACCCUGACUCUGCUGAGAAAGUCCCGCAGCUUUCCAGCCGCCUUCCUGCUGGAGGACGGGCAGACUGUGUCCCCAGGGAACAUCAUGGCGGAGUUCCGGCAGCACUUGGAUCAGUUCAUCAAAGUGUUCUACUCAGUGCCUUUUCCUGGAUGGCAGAUGAGGCUGGAGAGGAAAAAGCAGAACAGCCCAGCGGUGUCCUUGGUGAUGGUGGACAACCGAGGUGACACAUUCAUGUCUAUUGACCUGGUCCUUGCUCUGGAGAUCUCUGGCCAAUGGCCCAGUUCAGACGACAAAGGGAUGGACAUCAAGCAAUUGUUGGGGGAGAAGGAGCCAUAUCUGAGGAAGACCCUCUACUUCAUUGCUAAACAGGCCCCUGGUCAAGAUAACAAAGAGACCUGGAAAAUUUCUUUCUCUCAUGUGGAAAAGGAGAUUCUGAAAAGCCACACCAGCACCCGGAAGUGUCAGACGACCACGUGCCGCAGGCCAGAAUGUUUGCAGAUGCUGAAAAGUCUUUUGGGAGCCCUGAAGACAGAGCACCCCUUGGAACUGGCUUCUUUGAGUUCCUACCAUGCUGAGACGUCUUUCUUUCACACGCUGCUGGAAUGGAAGCAGGACCAGGAUGGGAACCCCUCCAGUAUUGCUCACUGUUUUGAAAGGGUCCAGGCCAAUUUCAUUCAGCAGGUGGCAACCACUCAUCUGCCUCAUUUUUUCAUUCCCAAAUGCAACCUGUUUGGCACCAAAUUCUUUCCGCCCAAUAACUUGAAGUUUCUGCUGGCACGCUUAAGAGAGAAGCAAAAAAAGAAGCAGUCUACCACUGUGUCCCGAAAGAAGAAGGUCGCAGCCCUGCCACUGCUGGAUGCUGAUAUGAGCUGGCCCCUAAUGAUCACUGUGGGUCUGAUGGUUCUGGUGUCAAUUGGACUCUCCCAUUUCGGGUCAUAAGGAUUCUGAGCGUCUACCUUUCCAGUUGUAAGGACUGAAGGAGUCUGCUGGGAUGUUAAUUGUUAGUGAGGGUGGCGGGGAGGGGACUAGGAGCUGCACAAUCUACCACAUUGCAGGACAUAACACCGCUGUUCCUCUGACAUGAUAAAAACACACCCUGUAACAUGUUUAAACUAUGCACCUGAAUCAGGCACCUUUGCAGGGAUCUAGCCAGAUUCAGAAGUAUGGUAAUAACACAAUUCCAUCCUGUCUAUGCUACAAGACCAAUGCUACAGUUUUAACUGUGCUCUAACGCAGUCCUGCAACGUGGGCACUUUGGAAAGCUUAGCUACGCUCCAAAUAAAUCUGCUUGCCAAUGAAUCCAAUACAGUAUAUUAUUUUAAAACACAAUAAGCAGAUGUUGCUUUGUGUGUUCUGUCCUCCUGGAGGUAGGUCUUGUCUACACUUACAGUGCUGCAUCAACGGGAAAUCUUCUACCUACGCCAACGGGAAAGCUUCUCCCAUCAGCGUAGGUACUCCCCUUCCCCAAGAGACGGUAGCUAUGCCCAUGGGAGAAGCCCUCCCGUAGCACUGUCCACAUCUGGAUUUCAGCUGGAAUAACUGUGUCGCUCAGGGGUGUGGCUUUGCAGUGCAGACCAGGAUUUACUACACCCCAAAUUCACCAACAGCAUUUCUCCAAGUCUCUGCCACUCCCUGUCCAGCUGCUGGUACUGUGGAAUCACCAAAUCUCAGAACCCAGCCUCAACAGGAUUUGAAACAUGAAGCUGGCAUUUUAUGCACUGGCCGACACUCUCUUUAGUUACUAAUCACAAAAGCUGAAAAGUAUUUUAGCCAUCCUAGUUUUUCCACGUCAGUAACAGAAAUAUUGCGAAUGGAUCCAGAACUGGUGUGUGAUGUAAUGUAAAGGGCUCUUUGUCAGGCUGAUGUUUGGCCUCUGACCUUUUCUGGCGGGGCUGUGCUGUCAUGCUCCCAGCCCAGCGCCUCUGUCACUUCUCUCGAUCUGUCCUGAAGGUUUUCCUUGUACUUUCCUGAAAAUGAAAAAUAAAAAUGGAAACAAAGGUUUGAGAUGUUC
Mauremys mutica (yellowpond turtle) is the source of this 2850-nucleotide messenger RNA. RefSeq names its product cyclic GMP-AMP synthase-like. Gene Ontology annotation, molecular function: chromatin binding; 2',3'-cyclic GMP-AMP synthase activity; double-stranded DNA binding. The transcript is spliced from 7 exons. The coding region runs from base 129 to 1778 and encodes 549 amino acids. Gene Ontology annotation, cellular component: cytosol; nucleus; site of double-strand break. Lineage: Eukaryota; Metazoa; Chordata; Testudines; Geoemydidae. Gene Ontology annotation, biological process: cellular response to exogenous dsRNA; positive regulation of defense response to virus by host; activation of innate immune response. The record is from RefSeq and is a predicted model, not a curated record.